Molecule: messenger RNA, 1362 nt
Organism: Camellia sinensis
Lineage: Eukaryota; Viridiplantae; Streptophyta; Magnoliopsida; Ericales; Theaceae
Product: MADS-box protein SOC1
Biological process (GO): positive regulation of transcription by RNA polymerase II
Cellular component (GO): nucleus
Molecular function (GO): RNA polymerase II transcription regulatory region sequence-specific DNA binding; protein dimerization activity; DNA-binding transcription factor activity
Source: RefSeq, a predicted model, not a curated record
UCUUGAGCGUUAACCAAAAGAAGAAAGAAGAUGAGGUAUGUGGUCUUCCUUGGUCUUUACUUGAACCAUUCAUGUCGGUAUAUAUGUUUAUAGGGUUUCAAAACAUAAGGAAACCAUCAACAUGCUCUCUAUCUUCCUUGAAAAUUUUUCUAGGGUUUCUGACAUAUAUUUCCCAUCCCCACUAACAAAAAUUUUCACAUCAAUAUUCUCUUGAUCUUCGUCAUACAGAUCUGCAAAACCCAGAAAAGCCUUUGGCUUUUUUCUUCUAUUGGGUUGAUCUGGGUUGAGAGAUCAACCUUAUCCUCUUAAACCCUUUUAUAUUUUUGGAAACUCUUUAUGGGUUUUGAAAAUUGAGUAGUGCUCUUUCUUUCUGUUUCUCUUGAACCCCUUGUAGGAUCUAAAGAUUUUCUCAUUUGGGUUUUUUUUAUUUUUCGUUUCUUGGGAUUUUCUUUCAUUUUCUUGAGGUGUAACUGUAAGCAUGGUGAGAGGGAAAACUCAGAUGAAAAGGAUAGAAAAUGCUACAAGUAGGCAAGUGACUUUUUCUAAACGCAGAAGUGGGCUUCUCAAGAAGGCCUUUGAGUUAUCAGUCCUUUGUGAUGCUGAAGUUGCACUCAUCAUCUUCUCUCCAAAAGGGAGGCUCUAUGAGUUCUCAAAUUCCAGAUGCCUCAGUAUUAGCAAGACAAUAGAACGGUAUCAGAGAAAUACCAAGGAGCAAGACGGAAGUGGCAGAAAAGAAGCUGAAGAAAAUUUGCAGCAUUUGAAGGAAGAAGCUGUUUCCAUGUCACAGAAGAUUGAACUUAUUGAAGCCUCUAAACGAAAGCUCUUGGGUGAUUGUUUGGAGUCUUGCUGUAUCAAUGAGCUACAACUAAUAGAAGAACAGUUGGAGAAAAGUUUACACAACAUUAGGGCAAGAAAGACUCUUUUAUAUAAGGAGAAGAUCGAGCAAUUGAAGGAAGAGGAGAAAAUCCUAACGGAAGAAAAUCAAAAAUUACGGGAGAAGUGUGAGGUGCGAUCGCCACAUCUGCCAAUUCCGCUGCUAGUAGCUCCCGAGCCUAAUCGUGAAUUUUCAGAUGUUGAGACGGAAUUGUUCAUAGGACUACCCGAACAACGAACUACUCAUUCUCUGUAGCCAUUACAAUUGUUUAGAGCAAAUAUGUACUCUCAGAUGCAGUCUAUCUAUUGUUUUUAGUGCCUAUCAAAUGUAUAUGAUAUGUUAAUAGUGUUUGCACAAUUUUCAUGAUCUGCCCUAUGAAAAUAAUUGUGAUGCCAAGUGUUAUAUGAAAUGGGAAUGCAAUAAUAAUUUAAGGAAUUGUACCAUAGAAAUUCAUGAUUUGUUUAUUUAGCACAGGAAAUUAAAGUGUA